GGCCCGCCAGCGCGAAGCAAGCCGCUAUUCGCGCCCUCUCCGAACUACUUUUCACCAUUGUACUUUUGCUUUAGCGAGUGGGCAGCGUCGUCGUCGAGGUUUGCAGUCUUGCCUGCACCGCCACAGCGCCCCGAGACCUUGCUCGAUACGCUGAUCCUUUCCACGGCCGGACAAAUAGGCGGCGCCAUCGUCCAUCAUCAUGGGCGAGCAGCCGCGAAGCAUCGGUUUCGACGUCCCUCACAACAACGCCCUGCUCCCAGAGCACGGCAUGGUCGACCCGGCUAAGCCAGUCGUGGUGAAUGCGCCCGAGCCCCAGCGCAUAGAUAGCUCGGGUUCGGCUUCAUCAGGCGGAUCCGAUCACGACGCCCUACUUGGCACCAGCGGUAUCGAAGAAGAAGGCGAAUACAGCUUUGCUCCUCCUGUCGUUGCGACGCCUGUCGACGACGUUGCUCUACUGAGCCAGCCAACGUACAGCUGGAGCAGCCAGGGCUCUUCACGCUCGCGAGGGCCUCAAAUCAUGACAGAUCUCCCCCCGCCGGUUCAGACCAACGGGUCCACGCCCUCGUCCGCGAGGGCAGCGCGCCCCUCCGCCGUCAGGACGCCCUCCAACGCAUAUGCACCCGCUAGACGCCCACAGCAGUUCUCGCUCAACUCAAACGCCCACCGCACCCGCAACCCCUCGGUCCCGCGCGCUCGCCGCAACAACCCCAACGCCGAGUACCGCGCCCAGGAAAAGGCCUACGUCCAGCGCAUCCGCCAGGAGAAUGAACAGGACGACUUCUUCGACCCUGCCCUGCGCACCCCCAGUCUGGGCUAUAGCACAGACUCGGGCACCGACGACGAGUCGCCAUCCACGGCUGACUAUGUCGACAACGACCCAUAUGACCAGGAGACGCUGUUGUACUAUGGCAACGACGAAAUGCAGCCCUCCAUCGAGGAGCUGAAGAUCCCCGAGAACCGCGAGCGACUCGAGUGGCACUCCAUGCUGGCCAGCGUGCUGACGGGCGAUGUGGUCAAGCAAGAGAAGAAGCGCCUGAUUGGCAGCACCGAGCAGCAGGGCGACAGCACAAUGAAGGCAGAGAUAUGGAUGGGCAUACGCGCCAAGGUCUGCGGCCGCUCGCUACAGGCACAGCGCCGCAUAGUCGACGAUGCACGCAGCAAGAUCAGAGCACACCUCGAGAGCAUCAUCUCCUUCGAGGUCGGAGGAGAAGCCGAAGCAGGCCAGACGGCCGCCCAGCAGGUCGAGGACAUUGUCAAGAAGAUUGAAAAGGUCGAGAGCGCCUACCCCACACGACAGGCGCUUGAGGCGGCAUAUCCACGGGCAGCCUCGCUGCCGUUCAAGGACGCUUGCGACGCUGUCACCGCCUGGCACAACACCAUUGCCCUCAUCAACACCGAGAUGUCCAUCUUGAAGAUGUGGGUCGGCAAUGAGGAACUGGACUUUACAAAACCCCGCCCUCGUUCUUCGCAGGACCACCACCUCACGGACGAGUCUUCGUUUAUCGACCGCAUUCUCAAAGAAGAUGGCCUAAAGUCUCUGCAGGGCGAAACGAACCUGCUUAAGCCGCUGGAGAAGGUCAUCCAAAAGGCAAAGAAUACAUUGAUCGCCAACGCAGCGGGCUUCGCUGACAGACAUCUGCCGCCCUACAUUGAAGAGCUGCUCACGCUUAUCAACUUCCCAUCACGUCUGCUACAGGAGAUUAUUCGAGUUCGCCUGUCCUACGCCAAGAAAAUAAAAGAUCCAUCACAGCAGGGGGUCAUGAUGGCGGAGCAGAUGAUCGCCCAAUUCCAAAUCUUACUGGCAAUGGCAGGGCAAGUCAAGGAGAGUUACUUGGUCAUAUCAAGGCCGGAGCCAGGCUGGGACUUGCCUCCCUGCAUUGAGGAGAACUUCGAUGUGGUCGUCUUGGAUGCUUUGAAGUUCUACUUCAAGAUGCUGAACUGGAAGCUGGCGGCAAACAAAAACACGUUCAAGGAGGCUGAAAUCCUGGAGCAGGAGUGGGACUUUUGUAACAAGCUCGGUAGACAGCUACAAGGUGGUGAUGUCGAGACGGCAGAGCAGUUCAGCGUGCUUACUUCCAAGUCACUCACUCGCCUCAGCGCUCACUUUGAAAGGGAGCUGCAACGUCGACCAGACGAACUCACGGGAUCUGAAAUGGAGAAGCGCUACAAACAAAUACUGGAUUCCGUCCGUGUCCGGCAGCGUAAGCUAUUCCGUUUCUCCAGGAUCUUGACGCAGCGUUUCGAAAACUGCACCGAAUACAACAUCAACCAUAUUGACCUAGACGAAGACCAGUUGAGCGACUUCUAUGAGUCGCUGAUGAUCACCGGGCACUUCCUUGUUGAGACAAGUGGUGGCAACAAUACCGGUGUGUACAUCAUCGCAUCGCCAGCUCUGUUUGAUCGGCCGAAGGAUAUCCAGUCUCUUCUUACAACCUGCUACCACGCGGAAGAAGGACCGGAAGAUCCGUCUAAUCCCUAUGUCUUGAUUCUUAAGCCAGAGCAGCCUCUUUACUGGGCCGGAAAGAACAUGUCAGCCGGCAUUCAUGAACCUCAUCUGGAUCUGAAGGCUGGGCGCUUGCGUCUGGUUGCGGAUGGCUCCCAACAGCGACUUGCAAAUGCCAAUAUCUCAUUCGUACAGUCCAUUGGUAUGGAACUCAACACGUUGAUCGACCAAAGGGCCAAUCUUCCCCGUGUCAACCAGGAGUUACAAAAAAUCAAGAAGACCGCUUACAAGCUUUCCAACACCAUCAUGGAUAGUGUUGAGAUUGUUCGCAAGCAGACUGCAGGCCUCGACUGCCAGGAUCUCAUUCAGACUUGCUUCGCCUUCGCAACUGAGUUUGGCCAGCGUUCCGUGCUUUACAUGGACUACAAUCGUCGAGCCAUGAACAACAUCAAGCUGACCAGACUGGCACUGGACUGGGUCAGCUUCAUCUGCGAUGACUGCAUUGCUUCAGAUCGCAAAACGUUCCGAUGGGCUGUGGUCGCCCUAGAGUUCGCCAUGAUGAUGACUCGCGGCCAGAAUAUUCUGUCUAUUAGCGAUCAAGAGUACUCGCAGCUGCGAUCCAAGGUAGCGGGAUGCAUGUCGGUCCUCAUUUCGCACUUCGACAUUAUGGGCGCAAGGUCAACCAUUGCUGCCCAGGCUGAGAGACAACGCUUGAAUGCCGUUGCUGGAAAGAGUCUUCUAGACCCCAAGAACUCAAAGGACGACGACGAAUCGAUCGAGUUGACUCAAAUGCAGUGGAUGCAAAGACUUGAAGAGAUCGACUCAUUCCGCAAAGAAAAGGAAGCCGAGCGUCAAGCCCUGGGUAGGGUGUUGGAGGACUCUAACGAAGCUGACCGAGCGCUCACCUACCUCUCCUCGUCCGCGACUAACGUUACACUACGAUGGCAACAAGGACAGUUCGUUGGCGGUGGUACAUUCGGCUCCGUGUAUGCUGCUAUGAAUUUAGACUCCAACCAUCUCAUGGCUGUCAAGGAGAUUCGCCUGCAGGAUCCUCAGCUCAUUCCUACUAUUGUCGCUCAGAUCAGGGAUGAGAUGGGCGUCCUACAAGUCUUGGAUCAUCCGAAUAUCGUGUCCUACUACGGUAUAGAGCCGCAUCGCGACAAGGUCUAUAUUUUCAUGGAGUAUUGUUCCGGUGGAUCUUUGGCGGGGCUGCUCGAGCACGGGCGAAUUGAAGACGAGACGGUCAUCAUGGUCUAUGCGCUGCAGAUGUUGGAGGGUCUUGCGUAUCUCCACGACGCUGGUGUUGUGCACCGUGACAUCAAGCCCGAAAACAUCCUUCUCGACCACAAUGGUGUCAUCAAAUACGUCGAUUUCGGCGCUGCGAAACUCAUCGCCCGCCAAGGUAGAACCCUUGCCGCCGACAACACCGCCACGCGUCAAGGCCGCCAGCGCUCCAUGACCGGUACCCCAAUGUACAUGUCCCCGGAAGUCAUCCGCGGCGGCAGCACCGGCCGCCACGGCGCCGUCGACGUCUGGUCCCUCGGCUGCGUUAUUCUCGAGAUGGCGACCGGCCGACGGCCCUGGGCCUCCAUGGACAACGAGUGGGCAAUCAUGUACCACAUUGCCCAAGGUGACCCGCCACAGCUCCCUACCAAGGACCAGCUCAGCGACCAAGGCAUUGAUUUCUUGCAAAAGUGCUUUGAGCGCGAUCCAUCAAAGAGAGUGAGCGCGGUAGAGUUGCUACAGCAUGAGUGGAUCAUGACGCUCCGCGCGCAACUCAGUCUGGAGCCACCGACGCCAAGUGACUCGAGCUCGAAUGGAAAUACGCCGCUGAGCAGUAGGCAGAAUUCCGGCUAUGGGCCAUAAAACCUCUACCAAUCCACAG
Cucurbitaria berberidis CBS 394.84 is the source of this 4328-nucleotide messenger RNA. Its product is annotated as MAP kinase. Bases 200 to 4309 code for a protein of 1369 amino acids. The record is from RefSeq and is a predicted model, not a curated record. The transcript has 2 exons. Gene Ontology annotation, biological process: protein phosphorylation; stress-activated MAPK cascade. Gene Ontology annotation, cellular component: cytoplasm. NCBI's taxonomy places the organism in Eukaryota, Fungi, Ascomycota, Dothideomycetes, Pleosporales, Cucurbitariaceae. Gene Ontology annotation, molecular function: ATP binding; MAP kinase kinase kinase activity.